Coregonus sp. 'balchen' is the source of this 12135-nucleotide messenger RNA. The record is from the annotation of a GenBank genome assembly. Lineage: Eukaryota; Metazoa; Chordata; Actinopteri; Salmoniformes; Salmonidae.
AUGGCCCUGGUGAUGGAACCUAUAAGCAAAUGGACACCUAAGCAAGUGCUGGAUUGGAUGAAAGGUAAUGAUUAUAAAACAUGUUUCUUUUCAUUUGCUUGACACUGACAGAAUACAUUUUGAAACAACUAACAUGGAUAUGUGUACAUCUUUUCUCUUUUAUCUGAAUAGGUGGUUUAAUAAAUUGGGGCUGAUUUGAGCUAAAACGCUGCUAUUCUUUGCAUUGAAAUAUUGAUCGUGUGCCAUUUUGUGUAUCCGACCCUGAUGUGGAAGCGCGAUUUCAGUGUAGCCUAAUUAUCGCCCUGGCCUGAUGUAGGCUAUGUAUUUGUAGAACACCAACCAGAUACUCAGACCAACUUAUUAUGCGACGUGUAAAUGUGUUCAACAAUCAGUUUACCUAUAUAAGGUUCACAUUUAGAUUACCUCACACCAUAAAGACUGCGUGCUCUCUCUCUCUCUCGCCCCCCCCCCCCCCCCCCCCCUCUCUCUCUUUAGCUCCAAUGCACACACACGCACACACACACACACACACACACACACACACACACACACACACACACACACACACACUUUGAUUGAAUAAGUGUUGGUAUCAAUUGAGGCGUUUGCAAAACUAGCACCAUGGACAGCGAACCUACCUUAUUUGAAAAUGUGUUGACAGAGACUAUGAUUUACUUUGUUACAUUGCUACAAAAAUCCACCAUUGUGGGUAGUGAUAGGGAACAUAUUGCAGGUUGCAAGCUAAUUGAACUGGACAGCAGCAUUUGCAACCACAAUAGUCACCUUUAAGAUAUGCUAUUAACUGAACUCAAAAUGGUUGGUGUUAUGAUGUUCAGUAUGUUUCGAAGAGUUCUCCACUAUCUGCCAUAACAUUCAUAUUUCUAUGAGAGAAAACAUACCUACCUGUAGUUACUUUUAUUAUUGUGUGGGCCAACAGUACAGCUGAGGUGAAGUACCCCUUAGGUAAGACCAAAUGGAUGACAAAACAAUUGUUGCGCUACAUUACCUGCCAUAAUCAGAUUGUGCACACCGUUAUGUUAGUAGUGGCAGACUUCUGUCAUUCUGGAGGUGAAACACUAAUUGACAACAAGCCUUCAUUGGAAAGAAAGGUGAGCAUGAGGAGCUGAAUGCGUUUAAAUCUAAACGGUGGAAUAACGUUCAAAAGAAAGACCUAUUAGUUACUGUAACAACCAAACACAAGUGAGAUAGAUAUGAUAACUUUCUAUCUCACCAGGGCACAGGGAUUUACUGUCAUCCAACUAAAGAAGCUGUGAUGUGUCAACAGAGACAUGGGUUAUGUUUUCCCACAUACAGUAAUUUCUGCCAGCCAAGUGUCAGUCCAGAAGUGCACAACCGUGCUUGCUUCUGGCGCUGCUGUCACAGAUGUGUUUCCAGCUUCGCAGCAAGGGCAGGGCUCGCCUACGGCACAACUUCUGUGCAGCUGAUACACAACACAACUAAAGGAACUUCAGUUCAGUCUCAGAUUCUCCACCCCCCAAUUACCAUGGAAAGUGCAUAGGCAAGUGACAUCUUUGUCAUCUGUUAUAUUCAAUGCUGUAGGCCAACAGAUGAAGCCAAUACAUAGCAACAUCUUGACAGUCUAUAAGACUGGUAGAAUACAACUGACAUAAAGGACAGAGCCGGUCUAAUAUCUAUCCUAUGGUCAUUUGAGACAGAAUGGGUGCUGAUGUGCAAUCUGAGACACAGAGGAUGCUGAUAUGCAAGUUGAGAAAUGUCUUUGUGCUGCCACAGCUGUAAAGAAUAUCCCCUCCCUCUCCACACUGUAAACUGUGUGUUAUUGGUUGCUUUGGCUCUCUUGUUCUUGAGUGGUUUUUGAAAGGUGGCCAGUGGACACAGUCGUGUACACACCCAAGUAGGCACAGCAUGGCACGCACACACACACACCAAUGCACCAGUUGAGGCAUUCAUGAAAAGCUAUCACCAUGGACAGCGAACCUGCCUUGGUGAUGCGUGCCUUACAUUCAUACUAUGUUCCAACAUUGUGGAUCGAGGUAGGGCAGUUAGCAAACUAAUUGAACUGUACCUCAUCUAUUUCAUAACCACAAUUAUCUGUGAGUGAGAGUAGGUUCAAUGCCAAUGAGAGUAAGAGGGAGGGACUGACCUGUUUUUGAGGGCAUUGAGGACUCUGGAUUAUUCCCUUGGGUAAAAUGUAAAUGACAUUUAGAAUGAAUAUUAUACACCUGUUGUAUUUCAUUCUGUGAUAGGUCUGAGGGCAACAAUUAAGAAAUAUACUGCUAAUAAUUCACUUCUUCAAGUGGGCUUGCUUCUUGGUCACCAGGAAACUGUUGCCAUGGAGCCUUGAUAGCUGGAGGAAGGCAACAGAAUGGAAAUCCCACAAGCGGCAAGCUCUCAAAUGAAAGUACCCUUACAAGAAAAGCAUGAAAAACAAAUCACAUGUGAAGAAAAAAAGAAACGAGAUUUUCCCAAGUCAGUUACGUGGUUUUCGAAAACAACGUUUCACAUUAAAUUUAUACGUGAACAAAUUACGUGAAAAAUGUCACGUGGGAAAAACAGAGCCUACGUGUGAUGUUUCACAUACUGUGUUUUCGAAAAGAAUUCAGACCCCUUUUUCCACAUUUUGUUAUGUUACAGCCUUAUUCUAAAAUUGAUGAAAUUGUUUUUUCCCCCUCAUCAAUCUACAUACAAUACCUCAAUGACAAAGCAUAAAAAAAUAAAAAAUAAACUGAAAUCACAUUUACAUAAGUAUUCAGACCCUUUACUCAGUACUUUGUUGAAGCACCUUUGGCAGCGAUUACAGCCUUGAGUGUUCUUGGGUAUGAUGCUACAAGCUUGUCACACCUGUAUUUGGGGAGUUUCUGUCAGGUUGGAUGCGGAGUGUCGCUGCACAGCUAUUUUCAGGUCUCUCCAGAGAUGUUCGAUCGGGUUCAAUUCCAGACUCUGGCUUGGCCACUCAAGGACAUUCAGAGACUUGUCCCGAAGCCACUCCUGCGUUGUCUUGGUUGUGUGCUUAGGGUCGUUGUCCUGUUGGAAUGUGAACCUUCACCCCAGUCUGAGGUCCUGAGCGCUCUGGAGCAGGUUUUCAUCAAGGAUCCCUCUGUACUUUAAUCUGUUCAUCUUUUCCUCAAUCCUGACUGGUCUCCCAGUCCCUACCGUUAAAAACAUCCAUGCUUCACCUUAGGGAUGGUGCCAGGUUUCCCCCAGCCGUGAUGCUUUGCAUUCAGUCCAAAGAGAUCAAUCUUGGUUUCAUCAGACCAGAGAAUCUUGUUUCUCAUGGUCUGAGAGCCCUUUAGGUGCCUUUUGGCAAACUCCAAGCAGGCUGUCAUGUGCCUUUUACUGAGAAAUGGCUUCCAUCUGGCCACUCUACAUUUUAGUCAUUUAGCAGACGCUCUUAUCCAGAGCGACUUACAGUUAGUGAAUACAUUUUUAUUUAUUUAUACUGGCCCCCCGUGGGAAUCGAACCCACAACCCUGGCGUUGCAAACGCCAUGCUCUAUCAACUGAGCUACAUCCCUGCCGGCCAUUCCCUCCCCUACCCUGGACCAAUUGUGCGCCGCCCAUGAGUCUCCCGGUCGUGGCCGGCUGCGACAGAGCCUGGAUUCGAACCAGGAUCUCUAGUGGCACAGUUAGCACUGCGAUGCAGUGCCUUAGACCACUGCGCCACUCAGGAGACAAUACCAUAAAGGCCUGAUUGUUGGAGUGCUGCAGAGAUGGUUGUCCUUCUGGAAAGUUCUCCCAUCUCCACAGAGGAACUCUGGAGCUCUGUCAGAGUGACCAUUGAGUUCUUGGUCACCUCCCUGACCAAGGCCCUUCUCAACCGGUUGCUCAGUUUGGCCGGGCGGCCAGCUCUAGGAAGAGUCUUGGUGGUUCCAAACUUUUUCCAUUUAAGAAUGAUGGAGGCCACUGUGUUCUUGGGGACCUUCAAUGCUGCAGAAUGUUUUUGGUACCCUUCCCCAGAUCUGUGCCUCGACACAAUCCUGUCUCGGAGCUCUGCGGACAAUUCCUUCGACCUCAUGGCUUGGUUUUUGCUCUGACAUGCGCUGUCAACUGUGGGACCUUAUAUAGACAGGUGUGUGCCCUUCCAAAUCAUGUCCAAUCAAUUGAAUGUACCAUAGGUGGACUCCAAUCAAGUUGUAGAAACAUCUCAAGGUUGAUCAAUGGAAACAGGAUGCACCUGAGCUCAAUUUCCAGUCUCAUAGCAAAGGGUCCGUAUACUUAUAUAAAUAAGGUAUUUCUGUUUUUAAUUUUUAAUAAAUUAGCAAAAAUGUCUACAGUGCUAUGAAAAAGUAUUUGCCCCCUUUCAAAUUUUCUCUACUUUUGCAUAUUUGUGAUACUGAAUGUUAUCAGAUCUUCAACCAAAACCUAAUAUUAGAUAAAGGGAACAUAAGUGAACAAAUAACACAACAAUUACAUAUUUAUUUCAUGAACAAAGUUAUGCAACACCCAAUUCCCCUGUGUGAAAAAGUAAUUGCCCCCUUACACUCAAUAACUGGUUGUGCUACCUUUAGCUGCAAUGACUCCAACCAAAUGCUUCCUGUAGUUGUUGAUCAGUCUCUCACGUCGCUGUGGAGGAAUUUUGGCCCACUCUUCCAUGCAGAACUGCUUUAACUCAGUGACGUGUGGGUUUUCAAGCAUGAACUGCUCGUUUCAAGUCCUGCCACAACAUCUCAAUUGGGAUUAGGUCUGGACUUUGACUAGGCCAUUCCAAAACUUCCAAUUUGUUGCUUUUUAGCAAUUUCCAUGUAGACUUGAUUGUGUGUUUUGGAUCAUUGUCUUGCUGCAUGACCCAGCUGCGCUUCAGCUUCAGCUCACAGACGGAUGGUCUGACAUUCUCCUGUAGAAUUCUCUGAUACAGAGCAGAAUUCAUGGUUCCUUCUAUUAAGGCAAAUCGUCCAGUUCCUGAGGCAGCAAAGCAUCCCCAAACCAUCACACCACCACCACCAUGCUUGACCUUUGGUAUGAUGUUCUUACUGUGGAAUGCAGUGUUUGGUUUUCGCCAGGCAUAAUGGGACCCAUCUCGUCCAACUAAAUUGAUAAACACACUUUCUUUAACCUCAAAGUCAAUUUGUUUUGACAUUGCAUUGUUGUUUUCAGCUGUAUAGAUUAUGCAUUUUGGAUGUUUUCAGUGUAUUUUUAACGCUUUCAGACAAUGCAAUACAAAAGUGCACAAAAAUUACAAAAAGUGAACUUGAGUUAACUGACAAGAUAGCGCUAAUUUUAACAUGGUAGCCCUUUACACUCGUACCCAUAUACAGGUUGAAAAUGGCAGAUUUGAGCACUGAUAAACGCAGUUCAGGCUCUGCGCUUCACACCACUGUAUGGAUUUUGACCAAUGAUGUGUAUAAACCCUAGAUUGCUGUGCACACUUUGGAAAGGUGUGUGGCCACCUGCGACACCAGUUAGUCCUCUCACUCAAACCCUUGUCAUUUUUUGUCUUAUGUGUCACCUACCCCACAUUUUCCAGGAAUAUUCUUAUGAUGUUACUGAAUGUAUCCAGAGUAUUUUCAGAUUUCGUUAUCAACAAAUGCGGUGAAAAGUACAGUGAAUGUAUUGGAUAAUAUAAUCAACAGUGUAAUGUUCAGUCUUGUGUCAGGUGAACUGUUGUGUCCACAACUUUGGCCUAAUAGUUUUCCCAUAAUCUCCAAACUGUUCCCUUUCAAAUGCAAAUGUAAAUAUAGAUGGCAGAAUUCAGAUAUGACGUCACUAUUUUAGCACUCGUUUCUUUAAGCACGCUGCGCGAAAUGGUUCAAUGUGCCAAUAUAUCAGCAAAGUCUACUUUUUCAGUUUUUCAAAUUGCCGGCAUCUUGAAGCUAAGAUUGGGAUCAUGUAUACUGUGCUAAUUACCAUACAAAAAAACAGUAAAGGAGAGCAAUGUACAAUACGGCGAACUUAGCAAAAUAAGAAAUUUGUGGAAAAUGCAUGGGGGGCGCCAUCUUUAUGCACCUCCUCUAUUGCUACCAUGCUUAUGCAAAUGUUUUUCAGAUUUCUUUUGUAAGAAACAUUUCAAUUUAGCCCUAUCCAUAUAGGCCAAUUCCCACAAGUGUAAAGGGUUAAACAGGAUAAAUAAGGAGACACGUAGCGCUAGCUUCUCUGUUCUUUUCACUGGGCUUCUUCCAACGGUCACUAACCAAGGUAUGAAGAAGAGUGGCGUGCACCUGCAACAGUAACACUCCAAAUGAAUGGCACAGAAAUAAUUUUUAAAAUGUUUUUAACGCAAUUAUUAUACUCAGGUAGGCUAGGUUGCCUUUUUACAGAAUGGCAUUACAGAAGUCCAUAUGUGAAAACACCACCUUUUCACGAGUGGAGAAAAACACUUUUUCACCAACACAUGUUAACUUGCAAUUCUAAAUGUUAAAGUUAGAUUUUCUAAUGUGAAUGUUUCUUACAUGUGAAACUGCAAAUUAGAUUUUCACAUGUGAAUGGUUUUCACAUGUGAACUUGCAAUUCCAUAUGUGAAAGUGAGAUUUUCACAUGUGGAGUUUUCUAACAUGUGAAACAGCAAAUUUCACAUGUGCAACUGCAAUGUAAAUGCACAUGUGAGUUGAAAACGUGUGAAGAGGUGGUGUUAACAUGUGACCUUUAAAUUGAAUACAUGUGAAAAUAUGAUUUCAUGUGAAAUUUAAGCUCAACAUCUGAAAACAGCUAUUCCUCAUGAAACUGCAAAUUGGACAUGUUUUUUUUUUGUAAGGGCAGCCAUUCAUGAUCAUUACUGUAUAUGGAUGCAUGAACGUGUGCGCACACACACACACACACAAAUGCACAUGCAUACACAACCCCCUCCCACACCCCCACACACACACGCACACGCACACAUGCUUUCACAAAUUUCACUCCCACGGACAUACUGUGGAGACACAAACACACCCACACACAAAGCCAUCCAUUUUUAUGUCAAGGCCACUGUGUGCUCCAUUCAGUUACUUAGAAUGAGGUCGGGGCAUGUCAGUGAUGCUGUAGGUGGGUGUAGUGGUGGAAUCAAGCGCAGGACACCGAAGUACAGUCCAAAAGACUUUAGUGAAAUUCCACACGGGAAAAUGAACAAACUGGCCCGAAGGCGAAACUCCGCACGUAGGCGGACAAAACAAACGGGCGCACUACACAGGUGCGUAAAACGCUCCAACACAGUGGAGAGAUAGCUCAACCGAGCAAAUAAUGUAACCACGUCCAGUAACGCACGACAGACAAUAAAGCAAUCACACACAACACUGGACAAACACAACGAGUAACUUAUAGGACGCUAAUUAACCUAAACGAUAACAGGUGUCACAACAAACAGACAAAAGCAAACGAACAUAGAAACAUGCAACGAUGGCAGCUAGAAUUCCGGAGACAACGAACGCCGAAGCCUGCCCGAACAAGGAAGAGAGGCAGCCUCGGCCGAAACCGUGACAGGGCAGCAGCACACAAGACGGCAAGACAAGUGUUCACCACAUACAAAUGGGGAACUUAGUUCAGAUGAUUCACCUGACUAUAGACUAUAUAGAUUGAGAUCAAUAUUGAAUAGAUGUACCCAGAGUCAUCUAUAUAUAUGGCUCUGAAUGUAUCCUCUUUUGAUCUACCUAGGCAGUAUCAAGCUGGCUAAUUUGGCCCCUGUUGAAUGCCUGUGGUCAUGGAUGUGUGUGUGCUUUGGUGUGUUGACGUGGCCCAGCCGGUGUGUGUAAUAUGGGUCAGCUCUGUGCUGUGGCUGUGGCCUGCUACUCCGCUGUGCUCUGUGGCUGGAGAUGAGUAAUCUCCCGGGAGCCAUGGAUGGAUGCUGUGGUUGAAAGCCGAGACUCUGCUAGUCUGCUCUGCUGCUAUCUGGGCUCCCCUCUCUCUCUCUGUGCCGCCUGGCCCGCUGUACAUGGCUCCAACACAGAAUGCUGCAGAGGACUCUGUGUGGCUCUGCUGUGCUCUGAUAAGGAUGGCUUUAAUACGCUGUGGUGAGAGUGGUUUAUCUCCUAGACUAGUCCUGUUUCUCUCUGCCCCUGUUCUGUUCUGCUCUACACAAAGAGCAGCUCAACUGGUAGACUGGUUCUGCUCAGUUCUCUGGAGUUGAAAGAAAGUCUCUUCUCUCUCUGCUCAGAGAGUAAGAGCACACUCAGGACUUGAAAGGUGAAUGGUUGAAAGCAUGCUUCUGGUAUUAUGUAGGAAUUAACACAAAAAAAUGAAUGAAAUGGAAAAUGAGUUUUUAGAGUGAAAGUAGCCUGGUAGGGAUAAACAAUAUUUUGUACAGCAAUUAGUCUGAAUCUGCCAAUCACACUGCACUUUAUACAACACAUAUUUAUGCUUUCAUGGUAUAUUUCAAACUGUAAUAAUUCUAAAUAAACCAGCACAAUCUGCAUUCCAUACACCUAGUGAAUGAGUUAGAUGUGGACAGUAAAGGAGACAAAGACAUACUAUAAGAACAAAGGUGUGCUUAACAUAGUUUCCCCCCUCUUUGUCUGUCCCCCAUGCAGGCCUGGAUGACUGUCUGCAGCAGUACAUUAAGAACUUUGAGAGGGAGAAGAUCAACGGGGAGCAGCUGCUCCACAUCACCCACCAGGAGCUGGAGGAGCUGGGGGUCACCCGCAUCGGACACCAGGAGCUCAUUCUGGAGGCUGUGGACCUACUCUGUGCCCUGGUGAGGAGUCAAUCUAGACAUGCAGGGCUAGAAUCAGGAGGGAUGGUUAGGAGAUAGGGCUGUAGAGUUAGAGCUCUGGUGUGCGGACAUGAUAGAAUAACUUUACUAUUGAUGCCUUCCAGUGCAACCAAGCCAGUGCAGUCAACGUGCUCGAACUGGAGAAACACAGUUGACUUGCAGGAGAUGUAAAGCUAGCCUAGUUGCUAGAUCUGUUUGUGCACCGUUUGAGAGGCAUGGCAAGGCAUGACAGACAAGAUUGAAGACAAUAGAAGGUCAGUAAAAAGUGUUGCUUUAUUAUCUACAGCCUUCAUCAGUGUUAUCUGCUGAGUAACAAGCAGAAGGGGAGAGAGGCAGCUGCAGUGCUCAGUGACCAGGGCUAGAUAAGUAGAGCUGAGGCUAGGGCCAGAGUCGCGGCGAUGAUUUGUGGCUAAUUCAGAUUCAUUGGUGAUGUAUCCUUGUAUCCUAGAUAGAGGUCGAGCGGGAGGAGUCUGUGCUCUGUGCAUCAGUAAGGGAGGCAUGUAAUGGGUGUCGUUAGUCUUGGUGUAUGAUGACUCAUACAGAGAGAGUCAGGCGUGGGCAUGGGAAGAGCCCUGUUAGAGCAAGCUAAGAGCUCUGUAUUGACUUGACUGAUUCAGAGAGGGGCCACACAGCACACGUCCUCUAUGAUGGGCUGGGGAAGUGUCUGAUAAUAGAUCCAUAGGCCUAGACAGCAGCAGCUGGGAGGGAGUGUGUGUGUGUGCGUGCCUGCGUGUGUGUGAGGCUGCCUGUGUGUGAGGCGUGUGGGAGCUAGCUGAAGUUAGUGUGUGAUUCCCUGUGACAGAGCGGCCUGCAGCAGAGCAUCAUUAGAGUGCCUGGACUGCCUGAGACCCCAUCUCCACACAGACAACCACACACAUGUAAUCUGUGUCUGUUAGUUAGACGGACCGGUGGGAGCUGCCUGGGUGUGUGUGUGUGAAUGUUGAGCAGAAUGUUCCUCCUUUGUGUUCACAUAUGGGGCUAUAAUAUAAGUUUGUGAAUGUGUGUGUAUGUGCUAAGACAGUAUAGUGUGUGUUCUGCAUCCAAUCUCCAUUAUAGUGAUGUGCUGUGAUUAUCAUUGGAUGCUGGGACAUGUCCCCAUUGAUCCUGGCAGAGUGCACUAGAGCUGAACAUUGCGUCACUCUGCUGAGAGGAGGCUGACAUGAGUAAUGACUGUACUGGAGGAGAGCUACAGGUGGACAGGACAGGAGAGACAGGACAUGAACGUGGUCACACACACACAAGCAUGCACGCACACACACUGCCUUAUUAGUGGCCCGACCAAAAUGGAUGUCUGCUGAAUAGGUCUCAGUCCCUCUGCACUGCUUGUGUAAGACAAGACUCUCUGCAGAUCAAUUUUAGAAAUUAAUUUAUCUUUCCUGGGUUGAUUAUGUGAGUGUGAUUGAAAGACAAUGCAGGCUUGGUGUCAGUGUGACCGCUGACUCACUUUGACAUCAAACUGAGGGUCGGUUGUUGCUGGGAGUUAGAUAAUUGUUCAUCAGUCGACAGUGACCAGACAGACAGACAGGGCUCUGCUGCUGAGUUGUUGAUGUAAUAGGGAUUUUGCUCCCGCUAAAUUGCAAAAGACAUUACAGCCAUCAGAGGAAAGUGUCCCCUCCAUGCAGUGAAGCCUCUCUCUGCCUGAAUGGCUCACUGGAAGGAAGGUAGCAGGGAAAUGGCUGAGCUGGUCAGUACUCACCACCUAGCAGCAUAAUGGUGCGUUUCCUCUACAGUGGGUCGACUGCAAAGAACAAGGCCUUAUUAUAGUGUUGCUUAGCUUAUUUGCAUGUAUGUACAGUAUAACAUAUUUAAUUAUCCCCCACCUUUUGUCUCUUGUCAUCCUCUGCAUUGACGUAAUAGGUGACUAGUGAUGGAGAAGCCGCCAUAAAGAGCAGCCUGAACAGACAGCAGCGCAUUACUUUGAUAUUUUGAAUGAAAGAGGAAAAUCAAUAAGGGAAGAAGGAGCUAUGGAAACACUGGGCUUGGUGUAAUUAAGAGUGACAACGCCCGGAUUCACCAUGGCAACCGGGCUGGGCUUAGCUACAUUGUUGUGGGUUAGACAGGAAGGAGGCAUUUCUCCAUGGUGACGGUGACUAAUGUUGACUAGACCUGCAGAAUCAGAUACAGCUAUUCACACACAGGCACACAUCUCUAACAGACACACUAUUGUGACAAGCUACGUAGACACACAACCUACAUUCUGGUUAGAGUGGAAUACUGCUUGAUGCUCUGUACAUUUCAACGAGUAUGACAGAUGAGUGGUCUUCAUUGUUUCUGAUGAGGCAAUCAUCCCUUUAUGUUUACUUGAAUAACUCUAGAUCAAAAGGAUAAAGCUGUCCACCUGGUUUGGUAGAUAGAUUAAGAGGAAAAUAUGAGAUUAUGUGACUGGAGGGAUUUGUCUCUAUAUAUCUCUGGCAUUUAGAUCUUAUAUACACUAUACAUUUGCUGCAGCACUGUUCCGUAUGAGCUUUCAAAUACAAGUACUGUAUGUUACUCGCACCACACUGUCCAUGCAAGUUAAUGUUAUUUCUCCAUGUGAACUUAAUGUAUCCACAUUUUCUAGAUGAAUGACAUCUUAACUUUAAAGUCAAACACUUCUGGGAGCAGACUGAACCAUGGUCUAACGGUGCUGUACUUUCUGUUCCAGAACUAUGGUCUGGAGACUGAGAACCUGCGUACCCUAUCCCACAAGCUCAAUGCCUCAGCCAAGAACCUGCAGAACUUCAUCACAGGGAGGCGUCGAGGCGGCCAUUAUGAUGGCAGGGCCUCACGCAGGCUGCCCAACGACUUCCUCACCUCCGUGGUGGACCUCAUCGGAGCAGCCAAGAACCUGCUGGCCUGGCUGGACAGGUGGGAGUUACAUCUCGGUUUUGUUAGAACAUCCCAGUUUUGUUAGACUUAGAAUAGCUUAUUUUCCCGAGAGGAACUUCAUUUGCGUAUGUCUAAUAGUUUAUAUACGGUUCUCUUUCAUUGUAAAGUUGUUGGAGAGGGCAAAUACUGGCUUAUGCAGAGAUGUUACUUUUUUAUAUCUCACUGACUGUUCUGCCCUCUCCCAUCCUCUGAUGUCUGACCCCUGCAUAUUGUACUUUCUUCCCUCCUGCCAGAUCCCCAUUUGUCAGUGUGACAGAGUACUCCUUAUUGAAGAACAACAUUGUUCAACUGUGCCUGGAGUUAACCACCAUAGUACAACAGGUGAGUUGUCCAGGGGUGGAUAAAGGUUAGGGAAUUUAUGAACUAGUUACUAGUGCAUCAAUAUGUCUCUGACAGAACACUUGGCUACAUACCUCCAUUUUAUAAUUCUGUUAGUUUUGUCGGGAAUAGAUGAAGGCCGACUGAAAAUAACUCUCCUGUUUUAAACUCUCUCAAGAGACAGUCUGCCAGCUAAAUUCAUUACACUACACUUGGGAUACUCGCAUCUGUCUCAUCUGAUAGGAGCUCCGUUUUAUUUUAAUGUUAAAAAAACAAACAUUAGUUCUCUAACUGUUUUUAAUUGUCUUGCAGGACUGCACGGUGUAUGAGACAGAAAACAAAAUUCUUCAUGUG